AUGCAGCGCUGGACGCACCAUUUCCGACACGAGGUGCAGACCCAUUUCCGUCAGGCUGCCGCGACCCUCCUCGGGCCGACCGUCAUUGACCCGCAGCAGCACGACAUCGUCAGCUGGGCGCUCAAAGAGGCCCUGUGCGUGCUGGGACCCGGGCUGCUGCUCGACACGGGCAUCCGUAGCGCACGGCACUGCCCGCUGCCCGAGCUGUGCGGCGACCCCAACCCGCCGCCGGUGGUGGCCCAGUUCACGCUCGAGUUCGUGGCUGCCCAGCGCCAGCGCCACCGCGAGCACCGGGCGCGGCAGCUCCGGCAGCGCGAGGAGCGCGUCGUGGCCGUGGCGCGGCGCCUGUGGGCGCGGGUGGUUACCGCCGCACACGAGCAGCCGCACGACGGCAGUAACGCAGUGGCGGUGGUGGUCCUCUUGAGAGGCAUCUCGCUGAUGUUCCGGGUGCUCCGAAACGCAGGCGCCGCUAGUGACGCUUCCAACUUGGCCGGAGGCACUCUUGACGACGGAGGCCUUGACGCGUUCGAUGACCGAUUCACCUCGUGCUUGCUCAACCACCCCAACACCACCGCGGUCAUUGCGGCCGUCCACUGCCUGGCCACCUGGGUUCCGGUCUUUCACCUCCUCCCGCUGGGUCCGGCUCCAGAAGACGUCAGCCGCUCAAGGACCUAUCAGCAGCUCCGCCUCUUGUUCCACGGCGCAGCAGACUCUCGCAUUCGCAGCGCCGUGCUCCAUAUUUUGGUUCGGCUCGAGUGUCCAGGCCUUGUCCAGGACCUGUUGGAGAGGUGCGCCCAAGAGACCGACACUGAGGUGCUGACCCAGCUCUAUCACAAUGGCCAAGCCAUGGUGAGCCAGGAGUCGUUCCACUUGAUCGAGUCUGUAGUGGAUGUGGCCCAGCGUGGUCUGAACCACUACGACAAGCGAGUGGUGGCCGCAGCAAUUUCAACCGUAGUUUGCGUCAUGAUGGCCCACUACCAAAGGCAGGACCGUAGCGAGGACGUGGAUAAACUCUGUUGCAUGAUUGCGAGGGCAGUUAGCCGGCUGGAGAUGAUCAGCGAGCCCGGGGUCGAGAGUCUGCUGCGCCUCACUGCCGCCCGUAUCGCAGCUUACGAGCACCACCACCACCAGAGCAACGGCGCCCUGCUGGAGCGCCUCCCGCAAGAGCUGAAAGAUCUCAUAGGCGAGUGCCGGGCCUCACGGCAGCAGAAUCAAAACGUGGGCGCCUAUAAGGCGCGCAGCAUCACCUCCAAGCUGCCCGCACACCAACCGCUGUGGCGUGCUCUGAGUCAGGUGGCGGCCUCUCAACUGGUGCCCGAGUGCAGCUGGCAGCUCCGUGAGAGUGGGCUCCUGUUGCUGGAGGUCAUGGGGCAAGUUUGGGAGUGGAAGAACAGCGAGAUGCAAGCCUUCGUGGAGGAACACUGGGCCUUCCUCGUUGCAACGCUCAACGACCCUGUGGCUCAAGUGCGCCUCAGAUGUUGUGACACCAUAACUCAGCUGCUCGCGAACGGUCUGCCGAGCAAACAAGACCACGACCGACUGUCGCGUCUUGUAGAUGAAGGCCUUCUCGUCCUGCUCUCCAGCGAACUGAGCCGCGGCAGCCCCGCGCGAGUCCCAACAGCAGCAGCAGAUGCUCCACAGGUGUUCGUUCAAGCGCUCGCCCUCCUCCGUCAGCUCGCCGCGAAUGAAACACAGUGCACGGAGGCCGCAGUUCAACGCGCGUUCGUCGGCUACCUCGCGUGCAUCGCUCACAUUCCGCUGAACCGCCAGCCGGACGUGAUGGAGCGCGUGCUCGAGUGGUUCAAGCGGGACAAGGCCCCGAGGGCGAAGUUGGCCUGUGCAGCACUGGUGACCAUGAUCGAAGAGCACCUCCGGAGCCACGACCUGCGCGCCAUCUGUGCCGGUCUGACUUUCCUGGUCGCGCUCUGGCCACACUUUGAUGUGGACAGCCGGUCCUGUGUGGUGCAAUGCACGGUUCGAGUCCUGGACGCUCGCGGAUUCCCCGACGAGGUACAACACCAAUCUAAUAUUAUUAUAUCUAAUAGAUAUCAUCAUAAAUAA
Molecule: messenger RNA, 2061 nt
Organism: Acanthamoeba castellanii str. Neff
Lineage: Eukaryota; Discosea; Longamoebia; Acanthamoebidae
Product: HEAT repeat domain containing protein
Exons: 12
Coding region: 1-2061 (686 amino acids)
Source: RefSeq, a predicted model, not a curated record